Molecule: messenger RNA, 7263 nt
Organism: Dama dama (fallow deer)
Lineage: Eukaryota; Metazoa; Chordata; Mammalia; Artiodactyla; Cervidae
Gene: TACC1
Product: transforming acidic coiled-coil containing protein 1
Exons: 13
Coding region: 280-2508 (742 amino acids)
Biological process (GO): mitotic spindle organization; cell population proliferation; cerebral cortex development
Cellular component (GO): cytoplasm
Source: RefSeq, a predicted model, not a curated record
ACCCGGGCUCCGCUCACCCCGCCCCGAGGAGGCCCCAGGAGGGGCUUCGGCGCCGCGGCCGCGCGUUCGGGAAGGAGGACGAGGAGGGAGCGGCGCGCAACCGGCCGGCUGGCUGGCUGAGAGGAAGCGCUGCGCCCGCGCCCCCGACGGCGCCCGGGAAACCACAUCCGCGCCUCCGCUGGAAGCGCGUCCGGGCCCCUGUCACCGGGUCCCUCCAUCUUGAAAGGGAGGAAAAAGCGCUCUCCGGUCCCCGCUCCCCUCCUCCCAGGAGCCGCGCGCAUGGCGUUCAGCCCCUGGCAGAUCCUGUCGCCCGUGCAGUGGGCGAGAUGGACGUGGUCCGCGGUGCGCGGCGGGGGCGCCGGAGAGGACGAGGCCGCCGGGCCCGAGGGCGACCCCGAGGACGAGGACUCGCAAGCCGAGACCAAAUCCUUGAGUUUCAGCUCGGAUUCUGAAGGUAAUUUUGAGACCCCUGAAACUGAAACGCCCAUCCGAUCCCCUCUCAAGGAAUCCUGUGAGUCAAACCUCGGACUGGCAGGCUCCUGGGCCAAGACCCAAGACUCACAAGAAGUGGACGAAGAGCUGGUAGCAGAAGUGGUUGAAAACUGUUCAUCUGCGGCUGCUUCUAAAUCCGCAGGACAGGAGGCAGCGCCGCCCGCUAGCGGGUCUCGCGCAGUCAAGGAUUUCAGAGAAGAACCCGAACAUGAUGCGAGCAAGAUCUCCGUCGUGAGGCCGUUUUCCAUAGAAUCCAGGAACUGCGGGGACUUCCCCAGGGCGCCCGGCACGGCCGCACUCCUCGGCCCGGCCGCGCGCGCGCAAGAAGACGAGGCCAUGACCGCGGGCGCCGCCCGGGAAGCCGACCCCGGGGCGGGCAGCCCGCGUCCAGAGCCCGGGGCCGGCCGGAGCCGCCUGCGGAAGCCCCGGCCCGUGCCCCUGCGGAAGAAGGCGCUGGGUGGCGAGCUCUUGGAAGCGGCCUCUGCCCCGGAGGGUGUGCGUCCCGAUGGGGAGGAUGGGAAGGCCGGGAGCCAGAAGUGUGCCCCUGAGAUGAUGGAAACGCCAGGCGGAGAUGCCCACGACUCGGGGGCCGAGCAGCUGGAGGAGGCGAGGAGCCGCCCGCUGAAAUGCGAGUUCGAUUUCGCCGAAGAUGCGGAGACCACGGAGUCCAGGAGAGCCCUCCCGAGGAAGCCCGGCCGGAAACUGGGCAGCAGAGUCAUGCCACAGGUUCACGGCGCCGGGGUGCCAUCGGAGCCGGGCCCCGGGGCGAGCCCCACCCUGCGGCCCUGCGGGGGCCCCCUGGCGCGGCAGCACUCGCCCCCGCUCUCCGCUCAGGGCUCCUACCACUUUGACCCGGACCACUUUGACGAGUCCGAGGAUCCCUUUAAACCCAGUAUGACUUUCACCAGCGGUGACUUUGGUUCUCCCGCCGGUAAUCAUGUUAAUGAAAUCUUAGAAUCACCCAAGAAGGCCAAGUCGCGUUUAAUAACGAGUGGCUGUAAAGUGAAGAAAUAUGAAGCCCAGUCUCUUGCUUUGGAUGGGUGUUCUCAGGAUGAAGGAGCAGUGAUCUCCCAGAUCUCAGACAUUUCUAACAGGGACGGUCAUGCUACCGAUGAGGAGAAGCUGGCGUCCACGUCAUCGGGUCAGAAACCCACUGGGGCCGAGGGGAAAGGUGAGCCAGAGGACGACCUGGAGUACUUUGAAUGUUCCAAUGUUCCUGUGUCUGCCAUAAAUCAUGCGUUUUCAUCCUCAGAAGCAGGCACCGAGAAGGAUCUGUGUCAGAAGAUGGAGAAGGAUGGAUCCACUGUGUCCGCACUGCUGGAGUCCCCGGUGGAGAAGAGCCCCGUGUCCGUGGGCUGCGGAGUGGAGAGCCCCCUGGACGGCAUCUGCCUCAGCGAAUCAGAUAAGACCGCCGUGCUCACCCUGAUAAGGGAAGAGAUAAUCACUAAAGAGAUUGAAGCGAAUGAAUGGAAGAAAAAAUACGAAGAAACCCGACAAGAAGUCUUGGAGAUGAGGAAAAUUGUGGCUGAGUAUGAGAAGACCAUUGCCCAAAUGAUUGAAGAUGAACAGAGGACAAGCAUGAGCUCUCAGAAGAGCUUCCAGCAGCUGACCAUGGAGAAGGAGCAGGCCCUGGCCGACCUCAACUCGGUGGAAAGGUCCCUGUCCGACCUGUUCAGGAGAUAUGAGAACCUGAAGGGCGUCCUGGAAGGGUUCAAGAAGAAUGAAGAAGCCUUGAAAAAAUGUGCUCAAGAUUACUUAGCCAGAGUUAAACAAGAAGAGCAACGGUAUCAGGCCCUGAAGAUCCACGCUGAGGAAAAACUAGACAAAGCCAACGAGGAGAUUGCUCAGGUCCGAACAAAAGCCAAGGCCGAGAGCGCGGCUCUGCACGCGGGGCUCCGGAAGGAGCAGAUGAAGGUGGAGUCUCUGGAGAGGGCCCUUCAGCAGAAGAACCAAGAAAUCGAAGAACUGACGAAAAUCUGCGACGAGCUGAUUGCCAAGCUGGGAAAGACUGACUGAGUUUCCCCUGUAAGCUCAGCAGAUCUGCAUUCGGCUGCUUCUCUCGUGACCACGAUUUUCUUGCCUUAUCCAGGAAUAAUUGCCCCUUUGCAGAGAAAAAAAAAAAACUUUAUGAAAGCACAUGCCUACUGCUGCCUGUCCCGCUUUGCUGCCGACACGCCCGCCCCGAGAAAACGCUGGAGGAUUCAUCACGCAGACGCGGAGAGAGUGGCCCGACCAUCCCAUCGAUGGGCUCUGGGCACGAUUCUCUAUCUUUGGUUCGUUUUAAAGUCUUCUUUACUUUGCCCAGGUGUGUUCAGUUUAUGAUUUGAUGGCUAUUACUUGGGACCAUAUCCUGUCCACCUGAUUUUUUUAAGUUUAUUUAUUACAUCUUUUACAUUUAAUUUUCAAUAUUAGUGGUUUUAUUUGAGGAGAUGAUCUGGCCUAUUGUUACUUCCAGUUGAGUACCUAUUUAUGGACACGUUCACUGUCUUACACACAUAUGCGCAUAUUUAUACGUGAUGCUGGUUUGUUACCCCGCCCCCCAGAAGCAUAGUCAAAUAAGAACUUCUCUACAGAAAGGCAUGUUUCCAUAAACUUAAAACCCUAUCUGAAAACAGAGUUGUGGCUCAAAAUGCCAGUUGCAGAAUUUGGGGGGUUGAAGAGGUGAAACCCGCAGACUCCAUGUGUGGCAUGGCUCCUAACCUCAGGCUCAGGUGUCACAUAGGGGGGACCCUUGGCCACGGCAUCCUGUCCCCCCCUGUCUGGACGGCCCUCAGCCUGGGUGCCGCCACCCCUCUGGGGUUAGUCCUCAGACCCAGGGGAUCUGCUUUGUUCCCUCACAACUGGGGUUUGGCAAGUCCGUCCUGGAGCCAUCAGUCCCCUCUACUUCUAUUUGUUGCCCCAGAGUGACGUUUGCUCUCUAUUUUCUUUCUGUUUGCAAUAUGCAAAGGAAAUCUGCUUGUAAAAGGUUUAGACGACCUCCUUUAAUGAACCCCAUUAGCAACUGUAAGGUAAAGCAGCAGAUGGAUUUUUGCAAGUGUGAUGAAUUAGUCUUCAGAUUUUUUUUCCCCUAAAGCACCCCCCCAAAAAAAAAUCCUUUCAAAAAAAAAAAAUCCUUUCAAGCUGAAAGAUAGUAUAAUUAACAAUUUUCAACCAAACGGGCAGGAAAAUCACAUGAGUCACUCCCCAAAUCAGUGCAUUUUGAGUAUUUUUAAACCACAGCUGUUUGACUACUGGCGGAGGGAGCAGACCCCUACUCACAAAACCAAAUUCCUCAAGCUGUUCCUGGACUCCAUUCAGAGUGGCGGGGAACCUUAACCCCCGAAUGGAAAUUUCCCGUGUGAACCCCCUCCCGUUCAAUAGGCAAAACCAAAUCCACGCAGGCAUCUUAAAGCGCUUGUUUGUCUUAACCUGAACACCCGGAGCGUCUUCAUGGUGACAUGUGUUAUCUCCAGUACACGUAAGUUGUGGUCCUCUUCCUGUAAAACUACUGCAUGAUACAACUUCAGCAAUGAAUUGUGCCUCGUCGAGACCCUCCCUUGCUUUCUCAAGGUGACCUUUUCUUUAGCGUCGUACUGUUCACACGGGUGCAAUCUUUAGCCCCACGGAGGUCAGUAAUGUCUUUUCAAGCCAGAAGUCCCGUUUUACUGAUAUGCAUUUCCCAUAAUUGGUGCUUAGGCUGUAUUUUAAAGCCUACUGUCUUUAACAUUUUGUACUUAAAAAAAAAAAAAAAGCAACAACAAACCAGAAAAGCAGAAAUGAUCUGUGUUUGGAGAAGUGAUGUGACAAUCAUUCGGGCCCUGGAAGCAGUCCCCGUGGUUUGAAGUGAGUGCCCUGCUGUAGCCUUUGCCCUGGAGGAGCAGGUGUCUCAGGCCGUGUGACCAUACCCUCUUCCAACUCUUCACAACUAGAGAAACUCACUUCGCAGUUUUGCAGAAAGAAACGUUGCUAAACCUCUUUGCUGCUGUGUUUUGGUGACGUAUCUGUGUUUACUUGUUUCAUAUUGCUCUUAUUAUUUCAUAAUAAGCAUGAAAGGCUUAUUAUCAUGGUCUCCAUUAGAAUCCCACAGUCCUCUUUUUUUAGGCUUCUUGCUUGUGUUGAAAGAGAAAAUAGUAGCUGUGUCUUGAAACAGAGGUGAUGACAAUCCUUCCUGAGCACGCUAGUGGGAAGAGACCCCUGAGAAACUAGACCCUACUGAGGAAAGUCACUGCAUGAGGAAAGCGAAAAGGCCCACAUUAAAUAAUGUUUGCCACUGGCCAUUCUGCCAUGGCCAUUACAAGGAAAUGGUCUUCCUUCUGAUUUAGUGGAUGGAUAGUCUCCUGCAGGACAAAAAAUGUAGCAGGUACAACUGUCACAUCAAGAGAGUAUACUGAGCAGAAUGAAGUAUGUUUAUUUAAAAAAGGGAAAGAGACCUACUCUGGGGAAUAAGAGUAUAGCCUAGAGUUUUGCUCCAAAACACCAGUGGGCCAAAUUACUUGUGAAUUGGGCAGUAAUUCACCCCGUGACAAACAUGACAGGGAAAUGAGAAAAAGCCGCUGGCCUGGACAGUGGUUUGGGAGCGUGAGUGGUCUGCUUGAGGCUGUGGAUCCAGAGCCGUUUUUUGUUUUUGUUUUUUAAUUUCUGAGUUUGCCAAAGUGCAGCUGGUCUUUACCGAGAAGUGUUUUAACGGGAGGAUCUGAUGUAACCAGACUCCUCAGUCUGUCACUUGGUUGGCUAAGCCAUUGAGAGACCUCGUGACAUUUCCUUUGUUUGGAGAUGCUCCUGGAAACAGUGAGAAGCCCACUUUGCUUAUGGCUUCUAGUGUCCUCAGACCCAGCCAAGAUUAGGAAGUGUGGAGGCACGUGACCGUGAGAGACGCCGAGGACCUGGCAGCCUUCCCAGGUGACAUGGAGUCCAAGGAAAGGUUCACACUGGGUUUUGGAGGAUGGCUCAAGUCAGAUCUUCUCACCAGCCAGUUACCCUUUCUUCCCAUCCCAUGCUUUCUGCAAGUCUCACACAAAUACCUGGACACUUUUUAGCUGGGUCCCGGAUUCAUCCUGACUGGUUAUAAGCUGGGAGAGUGAAGUGCCCCAGAUAUCCCUGGGCUGACUCAACGCAGCCAUAGGGAAGCAGUCAUGGUACCGACAGGUAACAGACUCGAUGACUCUGAAGCUCAAAACGGAGUUGUAAGAACAGGAGUUUGGCGAGUCUGAGUGCACUAACUGGAAAUGAUCCAGCAUGUCCUUUUUCAGUGGAGUAAAGUCCCUAAAGCUCCCUUUUUCUUUUUUCCCUUUUGGUCUUUUGCUGCAGUUCGUAGCUGUCUCGUGAAUCGUCCACGACUGGUGGUCUUUGUAGUUUUGUUAACCGUGCAAGUUUGCUCUUGGACUCGGGUGGUUUCUUACUUUAUCCUCUUGUUGGGAAGAGAGAAACUAGAGGUUGGAAGGAUUCAAUGAUUCAGGCAAAGCAUUUUAAAGUAAAGAUGUAUAUAUUCUGAAGAAUUGAAAAGAUGGCAGAUUAUUAUUUCCUUAUUAAAGAACAAAUAACAGUCUGGGAAUCCCAGAAUGUCAAGCCAAAGGUCUAUAGGGUCAUCUUCUUCAAAGCUUUUCAUGAAGAAGUAUUUCAAGGAGACUUCUGUCCAAAAAGGUUUGACUGGCCUCCAGAUCUCAGUGACUUGAAAAAAGCAGUCUGUCUCUCAAACCUUGAGUCUCCCAUGUAGAAAAAGCAAAGGAAUAGACGUAUUAGAGCCCUCUCUCUAAGGAUCUCCUCUGGAAGGUCGUAUGAAUGACACUUUCCAGGGAAGACUCCCUCCCUAGUGCCCAGAGCUAGCAUUCUGGAGACUAAAGAUUGCACUUUUCAUAGUUUUUUUCGUCCAAAUGCAAUCCCAUUUCUGUGCCUCUUAGCAUGCAGUUAGAUUUGGACUAACAAGAUUCCUAAGGAAUGACUUUAUUAACUAUAAUAUGGUUACAGCUACUAUACACACACACACACACACACAUACAUAUCUGUACACACCCUCUGGUUAUAGUUGUACCAUGGAGAUGGGUCGAACGAUGCUGGCCAUGGCAGCCGUCCAUCCAGCCCUCUGACUGAGGCGGCGAAGGCCAGGCGCGGCGCUGAGGUAUGGCCUGAACCUUCCCAGUACCCAUCGUCACUUUAGAAUCAUAAGAACGCCACUUUUCUCCCCCUCUGCCUUUUAGUGGCAUCUGAAAUGUGCUCCACAAAGUAUCUCCCUGUCCUGCUGUUAAGUGAUGCUCUCUGGAUAAUUUUCAAGGGGACAUAUGAAAAUGUGAGCUCUGAAACCACCCCCCAACCUCCUCCACACCCCCUGCCAAUGCAGGGUGGUCUGCAGGUUUUAUACCCUCAGCCUCGCGCUUGGUCCUCCACCCAGUGAGACAGGAUCCAGGCAUUUCUUUCAAAUCUCAGAGGUUGCAAACUUCUCAGUGUCGCUUGUAGCCAAGUGUGUAUUUGCCAAUAGACACCCCUGUGUACUUACUAAUGUGCCAACAAGUAAUGUUAAUUAAUUGCACAUCUGCUUCCACUGUGUUCCCAUGGGUGCCAUGAAGUGUGUGAGGAGCCUCGUCCGGAGGAAUCUAACGCUGCAUUGACUACUGCUGUCAGGAUUGUGUUGUGUGGAAUAAUCAUCAACAUAAAUUUUAUAUGCACAAGUGAUUUCCCUUUUAUAUGUCAGGUAAAUAUUUGUAAAAGUUAUACUCACACAAAUGAAAUUAUUAUAAUGAUUACUAAUAUAUUUUUUCCAUGUUUCAUUGCCUGAAUAAAAACUGUUUACCACUGUUA